Trichomycterus rosablanca is the source of this 1440-nucleotide messenger RNA. RefSeq names its product unconventional myosin-XVIIIa-like. The transcript has 8 exons. NCBI's taxonomy places the organism in Eukaryota, Metazoa, Chordata, Actinopteri, Siluriformes, Trichomycteridae. The record is from RefSeq and is a predicted model, not a curated record. The coding region runs from base 1 to 1440 and encodes 479 amino acids.
AUGGACUUGCUCCCAACUGAGGUCAUGGUGAAGAGAUCGCGACACCAGGUCACGUGUGACACAAGCACGCAUUACUUUACUUUACCCCACUGCUCACUUUACUCCACACCUCACUUCACGGACUCGGACACCGAUUUUCAGCGACACACCGGGACCCAGGUCUUAUCCAUGAGAAGGCAGAGACAUAACAAGCUUCGAACUGUGAAAGAUGAAAACCCACCAGGCUCCAAAAGCCCAAAUUCGGAUGGUGAGAGCAUCAUGAGUGCACAACCUCAGUCGGUGGACAAAGGGGGUGGUGGAGCUGGUCGUGCCCCCCUCGCUUCUUCCAAGGUUUCGGAUCCUCCCUCAGAGCCGAGAAGCAAUGCCUCCAUUUGUGGCCCAAGCCAAGUACGAAGGGUUGUAAGGAAGGUCAAAGAAGAGCCCCCACCUGCCCCUGUACCUGCCCCUGCACAUGCUCCUGCCCCCGCCCCCGCACCAACCAAACUUGCCUCCACUGCUACCUCAGUGCCCAAAACCAGUAAACAAUCUACUUCAACCUUGCAUGAUGACGAUAUCUCCGUGGGUCUUACCAGCCUUAUGGGCCGUGGUAGGACCAAAGAUCACCGUUCCCGCUCUCGAGCUGGCAGGGAGGCCAGAGAGGACAUUGAGGAGCCCUUAAAACCAGUAGAGGAGACAAAACAGGAGACCCAACCACCUGAAACCAAAUCACCUUCUCUUCCUACCCUGGAUGCACCUAAAUCUGAACCCCUUGAUUCUCCUGCACCUAAACCAAACAACCCUACUAUAUCAACAGGCUCUGUUUUAGUCACCAAACCAGACCCUUUAUCCCCACCUCCUGGCUUCAUCCCAGCUCCUAAACCCAUCCCAGUCAGCCCGCCUGCUGUUUCUGUUCCGGCUCCGAAGCCAGAUCCUCUUGCACCACCCGCUGGGUUUGUGCCCACACCAAAGCGAGACCCUUUUGCCCCAGUGACAGGGUUCAUCCCUAGGCCUAAAGCGGAUCCUCUAGCACCCCCGGUAGGAUUUGUUCCUGCUCCACGGUCUACAGCGGUCCGAAAACCUGAGGUAAAGGGAGUGUCUCGGUCAGCUGCUCCUGCUGGGAAGACAAACUCUGGGGGGCCUGCUGUUAUCCAACAGAGAACUCUGCUUGUUCCAACUGAGGAGAAUCACAAGCGUCUACAUGAGAUCCUCACUGUGGAAAAACUUGUGAAGACUGAGGAACAGAUAGCUGCAGAACAAGCUUGGUAUGGUACAGAAAAAGUGUGGCUGGUUCACAAAGACGGCUUUUCUUUAGCAACUCAGCUGAAGACAGAGGAGGGAACAGUUCCAGAGGGAAAAGUGAAGAUCCGUCUGGAGCAUGAUGGGGAGUUACUGGAAGUGGAUGAGGAUGAUGUGGAGAAGGUGAGUUCUAGACUUGGUGAUUUCCAUAACUUGGCCUUGUAA